This is a messenger RNA of Synchiropus splendidus (mandarinfish), 1323 nucleotides long. It is a transcript of the gene ssu72, whose product is annotated as SSU72 homolog, RNA polymerase II CTD phosphatase. The coding region runs from base 176 to 760 and encodes 194 amino acids. Gene Ontology annotation, molecular function: RNA polymerase II CTD heptapeptide repeat phosphatase activity. The transcript has 5 exons. The record is from RefSeq and is a predicted model, not a curated record. NCBI's taxonomy places the organism in Eukaryota, Metazoa, Chordata, Actinopteri, Syngnathiformes, Callionymidae. Gene Ontology annotation, cellular component: mRNA cleavage and polyadenylation specificity factor complex; nucleus. Gene Ontology annotation, biological process: termination of RNA polymerase II transcription.
CAUUUUUACUCCACCGUCAGCUCGAGCAGUCGUCUCUUUUCGAGCUCCCAUUCUCAUCGCCUUUAGCCUAGUGAAGCAUCACGAGUUUCCGCUCCAGGUUUUCUCUCUCUGGGCUCAGACUAACAACCUUCCUUCCCGACAGGUUACAUCGCUUAGUGUCAGCUGGAGAGUCGCAAUGCCGAGCUACCCGCUUCGUGUAGCGGUUGUGUGCUCGAGCAACCAGAACCGCAGUAUGGAAGCGCACAAUAUUCUCAGUAAGCGAGGAUUUGAUGUGCGGUCGUUUGGUACUGGGUCUCAUGUGAAGCUGCCAGGUCCGGCCCCAGAUAAGCCAAACGUAUACGACUUCAAAACCACCUAUGAGCAGAUGUACAACGACUUAGUCCGCAAAGACAAGGAACUAUACACACAGAAUGGUAUACUGCACAUGCUGGACCGCAACAAACGCAUCAAGUCCAAGCCAGAGAGGUUCCAAAACUGCAAGGAAAAGUUUGACCUGGUCAUCACCUGCGAGGAGCGGGUCUACGAUCAGGUGUUGGAGGACCUCAACUCCAGAGAGCAGGUGACGCUGCAGCCCGUCCAUGUCAUCAACGUAGACAUUCAAGACAAUCACGAGGAGGCGACGCUCGGGUCUUUCAUCAUCUGUGAAGUUUGCCAAUCUAUCCAGAACACCGAUGACAUGGAGAAUGAAAUAGAUGAGCUGCUACAAGAACUAGAGGAAAAGAACAAGCGGCCAAUUCUUCACACGGUCUGCUUUUACUAACGUGGAUGGAAGUUAGCAAUAACCACAAGCAAAGAAACUUCACGCACGCACGCACAUACAUACAUACACCCACACACUCUCUCUCUCUCACUCUGCUGGGAGGGACAGUAACCCAAAUGCAUUGACUUGUUGCUCUGGCCACCUCCAAGUUAAGUGUGAAUGAAGGUCCUCCGGCCUUCCCAGUGCUGCACUGGUCAUGUCACCUCAGGGUGAGGAAUCAAACUUCUGCAUUAUCCCUUCUUGUUUUGGAAAGCACAGCAUAUUGUCUUUUUUUUGGUUUUUUUUGCUAUGAUUUCUCUUUGGACAUGUGCCGUUUUCCCUGGUGCCAGAGUUGAAGCAUAAGUCAGUUCAUUUAAACCAUCUGAUAGUUUAAGGUCACUAUGAAAUUACCAAACCCAGACUGUAAGGUUUUUCCAAUUAUUAUUUAACUUUGCAUAUGCUGUAUUUCAGGGUAUAGUUUUUGUAAUUUUUUUGUUAUUUCAUUUGUAAGAAACAUCUACUAAAGAGUGCCUGAUUUUCUGUAUGUACAUAAGGAUUCAUUAAAGAGUCUAAAAGAGACAUUU